Messenger RNA from Prunus persica (peach), 5217 nucleotides. RefSeq names its product receptor-like protein 12. Bases 1 to 2913 code for a protein of 970 amino acids. Gene Ontology annotation, molecular function: protein binding. Lineage: Eukaryota; Viridiplantae; Streptophyta; Magnoliopsida; Rosales; Rosaceae. The transcript has 8 exons. The record is from RefSeq and is a predicted model, not a curated record.
AUGAAAACUUUGCUCCAUUUCGUUCUCUUUUUGAUCCACCUCUGUGUUAAUGUCAUCUCAGUUCAUGGCCAAUGUAUUGAAGGCCAGAAGUCAUCAUUGCUCCAGUUGAAAAAAAGCCUUAUAUUUGAUUCUUCUGCUUCCUCCAAACUUAUAUCAUGGAAUUCAAGUACCGACUGCUGUUCUUGGGUUGGUGUUACUUGCACCAGUGGGCGUGUUGUUGGUCUUGACAUUAGCAGUGAAUCUGUCUCAGGUGGAAUUGACAAUUCAAGCAGUCUCUUUGAUCUUCAACAUCUUCAAAGUCUCAAUUUGGCCUAUAAUGGAUUAGGCUAUGGCUCUCAAAUUCCAUCAGCAGUUGGAAAGCUUACAAAUUUGAGCUGUCUAAACUUAUCUUAUACUGCUUAUUCUGGGCAGAUUCCUGUUGAGAUUUCACGCUUGACAGGGUUGCAAGUUCUUGAUUUAUCCAGUGACCCUUCCUUAUAUGGAACAACAAUACUCAAACUUGAGAACCCAAAUUUGAGUUUGCUCAUUCGGAACCUUUUGGAGCUUACUGAACUUCAUCUUGAUGGUGUAAGCAUAUCAGCGCAGGGGACUGACUGGUGCCAAGCAAUAUCGUCUUCACUGCCAAAGUUGAGGGUCUUGAGCUUGAUCAAUUGUAACCUAUCAGGCCCUUUUGAUAUUUCAUUACUGAAGCUUCAUUCACUCUCAGUCAUUCGUUUAGAUUACAACGAAUUGUCUAUUGAAGUUCCAGAGUUCUUGUCAAAAUUCCGAAAUUUGACUUCCUUGCACCUUAGUGAAUGUGGGUUACAUGGCUCAUUCCCAAAGCAGAUCUUCCAAAUUCCUACAUUACAGACUAUCGACCUAUCUUUUAAUCCACAGCUCCAAGGCUCCUUACCAGAAUUUCCCAAGAAUGGAUCUCUUCGUUCUUUGGUUCUAAACAACGCAAACUUUACAGGGCUUCUUCCAAACUCUAUCGGCGAACUCAAAAUGUUGUACAAUAUAGAUAUUUCAAGUUGCAAUUUCACUGGAUCAAUACCAAGAUCAAUGGAAGGCCUUACACAAUUGAGUUAUGUGGACUUGUCGUCAAACAAGUUCAAUGGUUCUGUUCCGUUCUUCAGUAUGGCCAGGAAUCUGACCGACAUAAAUCUUUCAUCCAAUCUUCUAAUGGGUCAGAUUAAUUCCUCUCACUGGGAAAGCCUUACUAUUCUCAAAAGUCUCGAGUUGAGUUUCAAUCUACUUGAUGGUACUAUUCCUCCGUCUCUGUUUUCUCUUCCCAUGCUGCAGAACCUAAUGCUUUCUGACAAUCAAUUCUCAGCUUCUUGCAAGUUGAGAAGAUUCCCAGGUUUCUUGAGAAAUCAAUCCGAAUUAUACAAUUUGGACCUUUCACAAAACCAGAUUCAUGGGGAGAUACCCAACUGGAUUUGGAGGCUUGGUUAUCUUGCUAUGCUAAAUCUUUCUUGCAACUCUCUGGUAACUCUAGAGGGUCCUUUCCUCAAUCUGACUUCUAACUUGCUUCUACUUGACCUUCAUUCCAACCAGCUUCAGGGACGAAUCCCAAUUUUCCAACCAGUUGUCAAUUAUCUAGAUUACUCAAAGAAUAAUUUCAGUUUCAACAUACCAUAUGACAUUGGUGAUUUUCUUACUCAAACUAGGUUCUUCUCUCUUUCAAAUAAUAACUUGCACGGGAUCAUUCCGGGAUCACUGUGCAAUGUGAAGUCUCUUCAAGUUCUUGAUUUGUCCAGCAAUUCUUUGAGUGGCAUGAUUCCUCGAUGCUUAUCUGCAACGACCAAUCUUGUAGUACUUAAUUUAAGGAGAAACAAUCUUGCUGGCACAAUUUCUGAUAAGUUUUCAGCAAAUUGUAGUUUGGGAACUUUGGACCUCGGUGCAAACAAAAUAGGAGGCAAGUUUCCAAAAUCUCUAGCCCGGUGUGAAAUGUUAGCAGUGUUAAACCUUGGACACAAUCAGAUAACUGAUGUUUUCCCUCACUUGCUAAAGGAAAUAUCCACUUUGCGUGUCCUUGUCUUGCGAUCCAAUAGAUUCUAUGGGAACAUUGGAUGUCCCAAAACCAAUGGAACCUGGUCAAAGCUUCAAAUUAUUGACCUUGCUGACAACCAUUUUAGUGGAGAAAUUCCAGGAGAUUGCUUGACAACAUGGCCAGAAAUGAUGGUUGAUGGAGAUGAUCCAGCUCAAGUGCUCAACCACCCUGAAUUUCAGGUCAAUACCUUCCCCAUGGUUUACUAUCAAGAUGCUGUAACUGUAGUGAGCAAAGGUUCAGAGGUGGAACUAGUAAAGAUUCUCACUAUCUACACCUCCCUUGACUUGUCGUGCAACAACUUCAGUGGAUCAAUACCUAAGGAAAUUGGAGAGCUCAAAGCACUUUACAUCCUCAACUUGUCCAGCAAUGCUCUCACAGGUGAAAUUCCAUCCUCAUUGGGUAACUUGUUGAAAGUGGAAUCCUUAGACCUCUCAAACAAUAGCCUGAGCGGGGAAAUUCCACCACAGCUUGCAAGACUUACGUUCCUAUCAUUCUUGAAUGUGUCCUGUAAUCACCUCGUUGGGAGGAUCCCAACCAGCACUCAAUUUUCAACGUUUCCAGCAGCUUCUUUCACUGGUAAUGAAGGGUUAUGGGGGCCUCCUUUGACAGGAGAUAACACAACAGAGCUGUCACCACCACCACCAUCAGAAAAAGGGUUUUCCCAUUCUGGGCCUGAGAUUGAUUUUGAUGUUUUAAGCGUUGAAAUUGGAUGCAUCUUUGGGUUUGGAACUGUGGUCAUGCCACUUGUGUUCUGCAAGAGAUGGAGGAAAUGGUAUUACAGAAGUGUGCAGAACAUUUUCUUCAAGAUGUUCCCUAGUCUGGACAAAAGAAGGGAUAGCCGAGGACGACGUGUUUCGAGGAAUAGAAGGAGGAGACAUUGAUGUUUUCCUGUGUCCUAUUAAUCAGUGAUAAGGGUACUAGUGUUUCCUAUAAAUCAGUGAGAUUUUUCCGUUUGCUGUUUGUUUCCGUUUGCUGAUCGUUAGGUGUGGUGGCUUCUGUAACUUUUGGAUGUUCUGUUCUGUUCUGUUCGUUCUGUUCUGUUCUGAUAUAUGUAGUUGUUGGAUAUGAAGUGUUCAGUGUUAGAGUUUCGAUUGAGUCGAUAUGUAAUUCACUACCUUUUAUUUGAAUAAAAUACCAUGUUCUAUAUGAUCUGGAUAUACCUGUAACUGUAACCUAACUUGGACUUAUCUGUGUGGGGUUAGUUUUUUGCUUGUCUUAUCUGAGAUUCAUAUUUAAUAUUCGCAUGGAUAGUAUUGUAAUUGAAAAAUAAAGAACAGCAAAUAAAUAAUAAAUAAAAAGGAGAAACAUGGGAGCGCACCAGAAGUGAGGAGGUUUUGAACAUCAUCUCGCGUUCUGGAGGUUAGUGAGUCAAUGGGCCGCCUACCCACGCCACUCCAGUCUCCUCCAAUUCGUUUUUCUGUAAGUGGCUUCUUCUCCAAUUCGUUUUCUGCAUCAGAUUUUUCCUCCCAAGAGAACUGAAGAUUUUGCCUCUCUUUAAUUUUCUACUACAAGAAAGAACCGAGUAAAAGGAAUUUUCUACCAUCAAAUUUGAGCGAGUUAGUUGGUCUCUGUAAUUUGAGCAAGUUAGGAAUUUUCUACCAUCGAAUUUGAGGAAGUGAGUCCGAGAAUGGUUUUUAAGAUUCUCAGUUGCCAAGUGUUGCUGCCUAGGUGUUUGAUGAAAUGCCAGAACGCGAUUUUGGGUCCCUAAAUGGAGAGGAUCCAUCUCAGCUUCGGUAAUCCUGCGCCUAUUGAGGUAAUCAGUAGCAUUUCUUUUUCAUCUUAAAUAUGUUUAUGUUUAGUGCAAAGGAAUUAGCACAACUGCUAUAAUAUUAUCUAAUUUUUGUGUGUUUUAAAUUAAUUUUCUAAUCUCUGGAAUGGCCAACUGCGUGGGGGACGGGGGACUGGGGACAUCCUGUCAUGGGUGGCGGGGAGGCAGGGAGGCGGGGGCAGUGCAGAGGUGAGGGAAUAUGAUAUCUCUCUAUUUUUUUGGUUCUGUUAAGGUCUUGAUGUUGAUGGAGCAAAAUGUAACUGAAGAUGCCCGAAGAAGUGCCAAGCAAGAACUCAAUGCAUAGUCUGCACCUGAACUUCAAUGCAUAUAUAUAUGUGGAUGUACAUAUAUGCAUGCAUAUGUUGACUAUCAUGAUGGCGUUGAAUAUAUGAAUUGGUAGCUAGAGCAUUUACUGUACCACUCAGGAAGUAUACUCAUGAGAUAUUGACUCUUUGGUUAGAUGUCACUUGGGGUUUCCCUCCAUACUGGGUUUGGAAUUGUUACAAAGAAACAAGUGAGGACAACGUCGAGGUAGUCGAGCUAUCGUCUGUAUGCUUUCUGAAUGUGAGAGGACAAUUCAAGAUGUCAGAGCUCUCAGCAGGAGUUGUUUAUGUGGGUGGCCCGAAGAAGUGCCAAGCACGAACUCCAUGCAUAGUGUGCACCUGAACUUCAAUGCAUAUAUACAUAUGUGGAUGUACAUACAUGUAUGCAUAUGCUGACUUUCAUGAUGGUGUUCAAUAUAUGAAUUGCUAGCUCAAGUGUUUACUGUACCACUCAGGCUCAUGAGAUAUUGGCCCUUUGGUAUAGGACUCCUGUAGUCCUUCUGGGAGCUACACAUUACUGUUGGCUGUAUAUUUGCUGAACUUGUAACGAAACAAGCACUCUUCUCUGGAGAUUCUGAACUGCAGCAGCUCCUACAUAUAUUCAGGUUGAUUAGGUGCUCCAAAUGAACAAGUGUGGCCAGGUAUAAACAACUCAUGAACUGGCAUGAAUACCCCCAGUGGAGCCCUCAAAGUUUGUCCAAGGAUGUCCCCAAUUUGGAUGAGAUGGGGUUGGAUUUUUUGUUGGUAUGUCAGUUUGCUUUACUCAAAGUGGUUGUUUGGUGCUUUGUUAUUCUGCAUUGGAAGUAAUACCUGCUGUAAUUUAAAUGUUUAUGCUUGCAGCAGCAAAUGUUGCAAAAUGAGCCUGCAAAACGCAUUUCAGCAAAGAAAGCUAUGUAACACCCAUACUUUUAUUUGUUUUCCUCCAGCAUUUUUGCACUUGUGUUAAAUCUUAUGAUACGUAUUGCUUUUAGCCUAAAUUUAUAGUCGGUAGUACAGAUUCUCAGUUUAAAUAUCUAUUAAUUUGAGCUUUGAAUAUUACUUUUAGGAAUAUUGGGAUUCCAAAAAUCUAAUGCCAAAAUAAAUUAUUCAUUAGG